AUGGUGGUGAGGAGGGGCCAGAGGUUCACACUCAGCUUCAAGUUCAGCAGGGCUCUGGAGAGUGAGGAGACCCUGAUAUUCACCGUGGAAACAGGACCCCAGGCCUCUGAAGCCCUCCAGACUAAAUGUAUAUUUGAAGCAUCAGAGUACAAGCGCAAGGGUACCUGGAGAGCCGUGCAAGAAACCAGGGAAGAGAAUUCUAUGACCGUCACCAUCUCCAGUCCACCCGAUGCAGUCAUUGGCCAUUACAAGCUGAGUGGGAGGGUCUCCUCCCGGGCCAAACACAACAACAAGAAAUUGGGCCACUUUGUUCUCCUGUUCAACCCUUGGUGCUCAGAGGACGAUGUGUACCUGGCUGAAGAGGAAGAACGGCAGGAGUAUGUGCUGAAUGACAAUGGAAUCAUCUUCCGUGGAGUGGAGAAACACAUCCGAGCCCAGGGCUGGAACUACGGGCAGUUUGAAGAGGACAUUCUGAACAUCUGCCUCUCUAUACUGGACCGGAGCCCCAGCUACCAGGAAGAUCCAGUUACUGACGUGUCCCAACGAAAUGACCCUGUCUAUGUGACCAGAGUGAUCAGUGCCAUGGUGAACAGCAAUGAUGACAAAGGUGUGGUCCAGGGCCAGUGGCGGGGCAAGUACAUCGGUGGGACCAGCCCCCUGCACUGGCGGGGCAGCGUCGCCAUCCUCUACAAGUGGUACAAGGGCAGGUUUAAGCCUGUCAAGUAUGGCCAGUGCUGGGUCUUUGCCGGAGUCAUGUGCACAGUCCUAAGGUGUUUAGGAAUUGCCACCCGGGUGGUCUCCAAUUUCAACUCAGCCCAUGACACAGAUAAGAACUUGAGUGUGGACAAAUAUGUGGACUCAUUUGGAAGGACCCUGGAAGACAUAACUGAAGACAGUAUGUGGAAUUUCCAUGUCUGGAAUGAAAGCUGGUUUGCCCGGAGAGACCUUGGCUCCUCCUACAAUGGCUGGCAGGUCCUGGAUGCCACACCACAGGAGGAGAGUGAAGGUGUGUUUCAGUGUGGGCCAGCCUCUGUCACUGCCAUCCGGGAGGGCGAUGUGCACCUGGCCCACGAUGGACCCUUUGUGUUUGCUGAAGUCAAUGCCGACUACAUCACAUGGCUCUGGAAUGAGGACGACAGCCGGGAGCGGGUCUACUCAGAUACCAAGAAGGUUGGCAAAUGCAUCAGCACCAAGGCUGUGGGCAGCAAUACCCGUGUGGACAUCACCAGCCAUUACAAGUACCCAGAAGGGUCACGGAAGGAAAGGCAGGUAUACAGGAAAGCAGUGAGGAAGCUCUUUGGGGUGGAAGCCUCAGGGAGAAGAGACAGGAUCCGGAGGGCCAGUGGCCGAGGCUGGGCCUCCUGGAGGGAUGAUGUUCUGGAGCCGGCCAAGAAGCCCAACAUUAUGGGGAAGUUCAAGCUGCUGGAGCCACCCAUCAUUGGCCAAGACAUCAAGUUGGCCAUCUGCCUCACCAACCUCACCUCCCGCCUACAGAGGGUCAAGGUGAACCUGAGUGCAGCCACCAUCCUCUAUACCCGGAGACCAGUGGCUGAGAUCCUGCACGAAUCCCAUUCAAUUAAACUAGAGCCUGAAGAAGAGAAGAGGAUCCCAGUGGAGAUCUCUUACUCAGAGUACAAAGAAGACUUGACAGAUGACAAGAAGAUCCUGGUGGCUGCAAUGUGCCUGGUCUCUAAAGGAGAGAAGCUCCUGAUAGAGAAGGACAUCACCUUGGAAGACUUCAUUGCCAUUAAGCGUGCCAGCCCUGGAGCCCCAAGAGAGGGCUAG
Molecule: messenger RNA, 1785 nt
Organism: Trichosurus vulpecula (common brushtail)
Lineage: Eukaryota; Metazoa; Chordata; Mammalia; Diprotodontia; Phalangeridae
Gene: TGM6
Product: transglutaminase 6
Exons: 11
Coding region: 1-1785 (594 amino acids)
Biological process (GO): peptide cross-linking
Molecular function (GO): protein-glutamine gamma-glutamyltransferase activity
Source: RefSeq, a predicted model, not a curated record